UUUCAGCUACUGUUAGGAUGGAAAUAAUUGAAGAAAUUGGGUAAAUAUUGUAUGGUGGUGAUACUAACACUGAUGUAAAUGUUAGUAUUCUUAUGGGGCGUCGUUGUUGGCGCGGUUUUAAUGCUUUUCUUCAUUUAUGUACUGUUGUUCAAUCCCUUUGGUGAAAUCUCUUCACAUGCCAUAUUUGCUGAUCAGUUUCAGCCACUUCGCCUUCCUGAGGAACUGAGACAGUUCUUGAAGGAAGGGGAUGGUGGAAGCCGAACUUUCGAGUGGGAAUCAUGCUUCAAUCUGAGUCUUAUCCUUCACUUUUUGUUUCAAGAGCACAAGGAUACUCGCCGAUUAAGAAGGUGGAUCCACAAAAAGCUUCAAUUGGAACUUAGUGAUCUAACUACUCGAAAUACCGCUGGUCGUUUCAUACAGGACAUUCGUAUUAGGGAUUUAUCGAUUGGCUGCAGAUCUCCCGUGAUCAAAUCAGUACGUGUAGAGGACUAUGAGCUGUUGCGAGAUGAGAAUUUUAAAACACUAAAACUUCUUGUCGAUGUAGAUUACAGUGGAGGUUUUCAAAGUUCCGUUGAUGUUUGUAUGCUGUUUGGGCGAUUUGCGCAGCUAUCGAUCAAGCUUACUCGUCUUUCUGGCAAAAUCCGGUUGAAGCUGACUCGUGAGCCUUUUACUCAUUGGGUCUUUGCAUUUGUUGAUAUGCCGAUGUUGGAAUUCCAAAUUGACUCACAGUGGCAAGGCAAACAAGUGAAACACCUCAUACCUUUCAUCACACAAAAACUUAGACAUAUGGUUCAACGCAAGCAUGUCUGGCCAAACUACAAGAUUCGAUAUCGUCCUCUAUUUCCUAAUCCCUUAUAUCAACCUUCCCCAUCUAUAGGUGCUUUCGAAUAUAUUAAAACAACGGGUCUGUUAGAAGUUACGGUUUUACGAUGUACAAGACUGAACACUAUGCUGGUCAACAACGGAAAUUCUGAGGUUUUCUGUGUUGUAUCUGUAGAUCAUCGACCGCUAAUGGAGGAUGCAAGCAGAAGUUCAGCACGAUGCAUCACCGUAUUAUUGAACUUUAGUCGGCAUGGUAUUAGUGAGUCGAUUGGGAUGACAUUCUCGAAAGUAAAUCCCUUCUAAAAAUUUCCGCUUUAUGUAUUCUUUCUCUUAGUU
Molecule: messenger RNA, 1158 nt
Organism: Loa loa (African eye worm)
Lineage: Eukaryota; Metazoa; Nematoda; Chromadorea; Rhabditida; Onchocercidae
Exons: 9
Coding region: 79-1125 (348 amino acids)
Biological process (GO): mitochondrial calcium ion homeostasis
Cellular component (GO): mitochondria-associated endoplasmic reticulum membrane contact site
Molecular function (GO): lipid binding
Source: RefSeq, a predicted model, not a curated record